Dermochelys coriacea (leatherback sea turtle) is the source of this 8334-nucleotide messenger RNA. Its product is annotated as glucose-dependent insulinotropic receptor-like. Bases 5562 to 6602 code for a protein of 346 amino acids. Lineage: Eukaryota; Metazoa; Chordata; Testudines; Dermochelyidae. Gene Ontology annotation, biological process: G protein-coupled receptor signaling pathway. The record is from RefSeq and is a predicted model, not a curated record. Gene Ontology annotation, cellular component: membrane. The transcript is spliced from 2 exons. Gene Ontology annotation, molecular function: G protein-coupled receptor activity.
GUAACUCACGAAAGCUUAUGCUCAAAUAAAUUUUAGUUUCUAAGGUGCCACAAGUACUCCUUUUCUUAUUACUUCAGUAGUUUCUCCUGAUUUACAUAAUUGUAAAUGAAAUCAAAAUCAGAUCCUUUAUCUAAGUUUAUUGAACAUGAACAAUACUUAGUAUUGCUUUUUCAUGGUUAAACUAUUUUCUCAAGAUAGAUAAAAGCUUUAGUCCCUAAAAAGUUGACAAAUGCUGUAUAUGAACUGCCUAGAUAAAAUUGAAUGGUACAAAUCUGUUUAAAACUGUUUGCAAAGCUAUUAGUGGAGCUCUCAUACUGGUCAUUAAGAGGCUGAAAGUAGUAUCUUACUUGGAUUGGUUGACUUAAAAUCAAAAUCUGUAAUAAAUGCGAGCUAAAUGAUUAUAGAAUGUUUGGCAAGAGGCUAAAUUGACAAAUUAUUGGAUUUAUUUUUAGGAGAACCAGUUCACUCUGAGAAGGUGAAAUACAGGCAUACAGAAAUGAAAAUGACUAUAUAUAAAAUAAUUUCUAAUCCAUAAGAUAUGAACCUUGUAUAAAUGAUUUGACAAGUGCAAACUGUUCAGUAAAUGAGGCUACAACUUUAAUGAACAUCACAAAUAAUCAACUCUAGCAAAUUGCUAAUAGUCCUUCAACCAGCUAUGGGAGCACACCUGCACUUGUCCCCUGCCCUGUUAUAAAUGAAUACUUCCUAUUUUCUUCUAGUCUCUACCAUAUUAAGAAACUUCCACAUGUGGUUAUUGCUUCAAUGUAUGUAUACCCCCAAACAGCCAGAUACUGCUUCUAAUUCCCCCUGCAAACUUCACCUGAUGUCACAGGUGUAUGUUAGCUAAAUAGUCAGAGAAUGGGAAGGAGCUGAACCCAGUCCUAUCUCUUGCCCCUACUGCUCUUGUAAUUAAGCCCCCUGGUAUCUAGACCAAAGCCCAUCUGUGACCCAUGAUUGGUGCCAGCUACAUCAACCAGAGUGAAAACCAGGCCCCUCUGAGGUUGGGCACGCACAGGAUCAGAGUGUAGCUUGGGCAAGUUCCGGCAGGUGGGGAAGUGGUGAAAGAAGGGAUACAAAUUCUAUCUCCCUCAGGCAUCUUUCCUGCUACCCUGGUUAAAGUACAUGUGCAAAUUGGGUAUCUCAUGCAGAGGUGAAAGGAAAUUUUUUACACAGGUUUUAUUUAGGCACAUGUGUCUUCAUCCAUCACUUUCUUACCUCACAUGGCCAGACUGCAGACCAGACUCCAGUAUUACAAAACAGUGGUUUAUGUAAGAACCAAACAGGUGUGCUCCUAAUUUCUGGGGACAGAUAGCAGGAACCAUCCUUUUGUUCUGUGUUUGUACAGCAUCUAGCACAAUGGAAUCCUGGUCCAUGACUAGGGCUCCUAGGCACAGGAGUAAUACAAAUAAUACAUCAUAAUACUCUCAGCUGUUUUAUGCCUAGCUUAAUGCAUGCUGCUGGGAUAGCUAUGCAGAUCUGAAAGCAAUGAUAUAGGCAACGAGAGUCCUAGGAAGAGAGAGGUGCUGUGGCUGAUUAAUUUCCCGGGCCAGAGGAAACAUAGCAAUUUGGGGCUCAAUAAAAAUGUGUUGUUUUUUUUUCCUGUACAAAAAGAAAAGAAGGUUCAGUUAACUAUGACAUGACUGAGAGCAUCCUGCAGCCACAUUUCUUAUUCUGAAGGUGAUUCAAAAUACUGUGAAUUUGGAGUGUUCGAAAGCGUGUGGCCUAGAGUCAGGAAAGCUGUAAACAAAACCAGCUGCCAGGGUUAUGCAGUACAUGUGCUGAAGAUGUUUGCUUGAGGCAUGGGGCAAAGGGGUUUCUGUAAAUGGUACCAUGUCACAUCUGUGACACAUGUCUCAGACAUAUGGCCAAUUCCUUGUCUCAAGCCAAAAUGCUAUAUGUUUUCACGGAGAUUUCAAAAUGCUUUUAUAUCUUAACUUCACUGGAGGGGAUAUUUGUUUAAUUUCCUCCUCUUCUGAGUUGUUUCCCUAUAAAUAAGGUCAUUUUCUGUAAUCUUACUGUGAAAAACAUCAAAUGAGGACAAUUUGACUUCUGUUCAUUGAUUUUAUAGUUCCUUCUAAGAGGUCACCCUGCAUUUAUACAUAUAUAUAUUAUAGUGCAGGUGAUACAUAAUGCUGUUUCCUUGCUUGCAUCUAUAUAUAACCAUGAAUAUUCAUAUGCUAGUUCUGAUUUAGUAAGGGGAUAAAUCACAAUGAAAUUAUAUACACCCAUCAGGUGUGGUGUGCUGGUGAUAGUGGAAUCAGGUGAUAACUAUUUAUCCUGUUCUUUUAAUCACUGCUCCUGAACUCUGGCUACCAACUCUUCUCCCCUAGCAAUGAUUUUACGAAUCAGACCUUCUGAGCAGGUGCCACAGAAAUGCUCUCUCUUCCCCUCUCUUCCCCUCCAAUUGUGGAAUUCCCCUCUCACAAAUGACAGGUGCUUGAGAGCGAGGGUGGGUCACUUUCAGAGGUUCUCUUUCCCCGUCACCUGUAGGAAUCUUCAGUCCAGAGUUAGCCACCUAGGCCUCAUACAACAUGUGGGGAGAGUGAGAAAGGGAUCCUCAGAUGCCAGCAAGCCAAGGGUGGAGCUGCCAAAGCUAGCCAGGAACUAAAUGCCAAGGAGAGGGGAAUUGGAGCCUACACAGCUAGCCUGGCUGAUCCGUCUGCUCAGGAUCCUUAGCUGCAAAUGCUCUCCUGCAGUUAGGCACCUAAGCUAGGUCAGACGCUUUAGGUAGCACAUGCCCUAGCAGUUAAAACAGUCUCUCUCCUGAUCACACUCAAUACCUUUCUCAUAUUCGCCCUGCAUUUCCCUGUGCCAUUUUGUGCGAGUGCUGGGCUGCCCCCUGUGACGGGUUGGACCCCCUGGGAUGUCUCUGAGGCAGACUAUUCUGCCAGCCUGAGCCCGCUUUUACCUGGUCUUGCUGGGCUAGGCUCCCCUGCCUUUCCUAGCUAAGCACACAGGCAGGGCCACACCCAGCUGCACAGAGAGACAGGGAUCCUCUCUGAGAAGGCUCAGCUUAAGGGGCUUGCCACAGCACCCAGAUGACCUCUCUCUCUCUCUCACACACACACCCACACCUACACCCCCCAACCCAAAAUUAUAUGAAAUUCGUCUCCUCCCUCAAUGUGGAGCAGGGUAUGCACAACUUCUCUUCCUGCCCCCAUCCCCAUUAGAAAUCACAUAAACUGGUUAUACUGUAAACCAGAAAUACAUUUGUGAACUAUACCAGGUGUAUUUUAAAUAGUUAAGGAGGUAGCAGACAGAACAAGGCUGAUUACUAAGAAACUAGAGCACACAAACUCAGCUUAAUACACUAAAGAAACUGGCUACAUGUAAGUUCUCACCCUAAAUGUGGUUCUAAUAAUCUUCUUCACAGGUCAGUCGCCCUUCCAGCCUGGGUCCAGUUCUUCCCCCCAGUUCAUUCUUAGUUGUUUCCAGCAGUCAUUUUGGGUGGGGUAGCAGGGGAGAAUUGAUGACCUGGAUUACCUCACUCCCCACCCUUAAACAGGAUUUGCAUGAGGUGGUGUCCUUUAUUUCCUAGUUGCCCCUGCCCCCCAGCUUCUCAUGGAAAAGUACAGAAUUCAAGAUGGGUUCCAGUAUCAGGUGACAUGGUCACAUGCCUCUGUAGGGCCCCUGUAGCCAUUCUUCACAGGCUGACCCACAUGUUCACAUGGAGACUGGGCUCUUUUACAGUCCAUUGUCUCUUGCUGAUGGGCUAUCAGCACUGUUGGGCUUUUCAUUGUUGUACCUGAAGGGUUAGCAGGGGGCGUCACCCAAAAUAACAUAUUUGAAAUACAGAUACAUAGUCAAUAUUCCUAAUUUCAGAUACAGAAAUGAUACAUGUAUAGAAAUAGGAUAAUCUCAUUCAGUAAAUCGUAGCCUUUCCAGUGAUAUCUCAUAUGAUACUCUUGCAUGAAGUAUAUCUCAGUCAUGGCAUAUUCGUAUCAUAAGCAUGUUGUCAUAAAGAAUAUGGAAUGACAUGUCAGACCCCCCACUGGUGGCCUGCAUCUAAGCCUUUGGGUGUGGGGUCUGACAGGUCUCUGUGCUCUGAGCACGCCUUCAGGAUAGGGCCUGUGGGUGAGAUAAGUGUUCCCCAUCCUUGUUUGAAAAGCCUGCUUUGGGGCCUUCAUGGUUUCCACUUGAACUAGGGCUGUGUGCUGCACAUCAGCUGUGGGGUGGGAUUAGGGGCAUGUGGGGCAUUAGGACUUUUGUGGCUUUGUGAAUGGUGAUCAGCAGAAACCUAGGUGCCUGGAGUCCUAUUCGGUUAGGUGGCAGCAAAAAUGUCAAUGGUGAAUGGUGAAUUCAAGAGUCCUAGCGUGCGGUAGUGCGGCCUAGCUGAUAGAUCACUGGACUGGGCCCCAGGAGACCUAAGUUCUAGUCCUGGCUCUACCACUGGCCUGCUGGGUGGCCUUGAGCAAGUCUCUUCCCCUUGUUGUGCCUCAGUUUCCCCAUCAGUAAAAUGGUGAUGAUAUUGAUCUCCUUUGUAAAGCACUUUGAGAUCUAGUGAUGAGCUAGGGAUUAUUAUUAGUGAUUAGUCUCAUCACUAGAUAACACUUUCCCAUUACUUGGCUAAAAUUAGCCUGGUAUACAAAGGUGAAUUAUUUUACACUGAAGCUUCUUUUUAUCAUUCUAGUCAGUGUUACAUGCAAGAUCUGAAACAACAAUAUGCUGUGCUGGGCGCUUGUUCCUGGUGCUGGGCUGCGGCUGUCCUUGGUGUUGUAGCUGGGAUUUUGGUGCUGUCUCUCAAUUUAAAAGCACUGUGUUUAAUGUUCAUUGGUUGCCAUAGUUCCCAGGGUUUCUCACAGUCAAUAGAAGAGAGAUUUCUGAGAGAGCCAUUUAACUGAUAACCUUAGUCUGGUGUUUGGCAUAUAGCACUCACUGACCAUAUUUUGUGAUUCUCUGUAGUAACUGCGAUACAUUUCCCUCUUUGGAACAAAGCCUGGUCUCUCUCUUAUUAGCACUGUGUGUUUAACAAUAGCAGUUAUACAUGGGGGAUCAUUUCCUGUGUGGGUCAGGAGACUCUUCUUAGUUUGCACUUAUUCUAGACACCUGUCAGGGGUUAGAAUUUAUCUUUGCUUUAUUUGAUAAAGACCUUUCUUAUCUUUCUGCGUCAAAGACACAUACAGGAACUGAUUGAACAAGCAAACAUCCCCAAUCACUUUCUCUUCCCACCCAUUGAGUUUAUUCUGCCAGUAGCCUCCCGCUGCCAGCAGCUGAGGACUUUGGGUUUUUUUUUUCAUCUCCCAGAACAUCUCUGCGGGCAAAGAGAAAAAUCUGAAAGAUCUGGAAAAUGCAGCAGACUGAUGGCAGCUUGAAGAACAGAGUAUGGCCAUUCCAAGAGAACAACCUGUCUUUUGAAGAAUCAGCCAAGAGUUAAAGGCACCAGGUCUUAUUUUUUUUUCUGCUGAAACCCCAUAAAGUAUUGGGUCCUACUCUUUCAGUCCAGACUUCAGCUGCACAUUUCCUUCCAGCUUGGCUUUCUCUGUGGUGGAGUCAAUAUAGACUGUGGAGUCAGUUAAGCCUCUUGGAGCCAAUGUGUCUCCCAUCCUCACUUCCUAAGGAAGAUGAGCCACAUCUUUUAUGCAGUGUUACAUUCUCUCCUGGGCUUCUUCAUCCCCUCAGCCAACCUGCUGGUAAUUGUGAUGGUCUACAAACUAAUGAAGAAGCAGCAGGGAAGAAGCUACAUCUUCAUCCUCAACCUGGCUGCUGCAGACCUGCUGGUGGGAGUGAUGUGCAUUGCAGAGGCACUUGAUAAUAUUCUGGAUGGAGACUUUGACAAGAAUUUAUCCUUUUGUCUCUUGCGAAUCUGCAUGAGCAUGACACCUUGCAUUGGCUCCAUUCUCACCUUGCUUUUGAUUUCCCUGGAUAGAUACUUGGCAGUGAAGCGCCCCCUUUAUUAUCCUACCCUCUUGAACAAAAAACCCGUGGUCUUCUCUCUCACCAUCCUCUGGGCUGUCUCCAUCUUGUUUGGGCACAUACCUUUGAUUUCUCCCUCCCUGCAGCAAAGCAACUACACGGGUUACUGUGGGCUCCUGUAUGCAGCCAAGAGUGACUACCUAUAUGUGACCUGCUUUGGGAUCUUCAUCCCUUCCUUGUUGGUCAUGAUCUGCCUGCACAUCUCAAUGGGGAGGAUUGCCUACUCGCAGCACAAACGAAUCAGGCGCGCCUGCCUGCAAACAGAACCCUUCACUGCUCAGCUCCGCCACUUCAAGGCACUGCGGACAGUACUUAUAAUGAUUGUCAGCUUCACCACCUGCUGGGGACCUUAUUACCUGGCAGGCUUUGUGCAAGCUACUUGUGACUCCUGCAACCUGGCUCACCCGAUUGCAGAUGUCUUAUUCCUGCUGGGAGAAAUCAACUCCCUCAUCAACCCCCUCAUCUAUGCUCUGUACUGCAAAGAUAUAAGAAGUCAGCUGCCCAAACUGAUGAAGUUCAAGAAGAAAGGCCAAGUAAAGCCUCUGGCUGUGGUUCACUUUAAUAUCCAAGCCCUUGAUGGUUUAUCCAAUGGAGAGGCUAAGAGACCCGAUUCAUUUGGGGUUCAAAUCCCCAAUACUACUUUCUUCAACAGUUCUAACCCCUGCAAAAUAGUCUUCUCAGUGUCAUGAUCCAAAGCAGAAGAGAAGCUCUGCAUGAACCACCAGUGAAGUGGAAUGUGAGACUGACAGUUUUCUAGCGUAACAACCAACCAACCUCCUGGACAUGGAGCAUGUUGACUGGUAUCCAGAUUUACUACUUUCCCUUUUGUCCUUCUCUGUGUAAAAGGUAGCUGAGCUGGCUGGGGAAAAAAAUCAAAACUUUAUGACACAAAAUGGUGGGGGUAUUGUUUUUUAAAAAUAGCCUGUAACAGUUCUGUUUGGACAAUUAAACUCUGCAAUACUUUACUACCAGUGUUAUAAACCUGAACAUACCCUGAGCUGCUGUGCACUCUUGUUCCGACCUGGGUAAAUCAGGAGUAACUUCUUUUGAAGUUAUGUAUUCAUCAAGGGCAGUUACACACAGGAUCAUUUCCUGUGUGGGCCAAAGAGACUCUAUUUGCACUUGUUUAGAAACCCAGAGGCAGCAGGUUAUUACUUUAUCUUUACUUUGUUUGGUGAAGUCCUUUCGUAUCUUCCUGUGCCAGCCACAUUCUGUGAAUGAGUGAACCCGUCAUCCUACCCAGCGGCUGUCACCAAGUGAAAGCCAGAUCAGUCAGGCUCUGAAUUUCCUCUGUAUCAAAAUAUAUUGUGCAUUAGCUAAACAACACAAUUCUGCUUUACCAUAUGUAAAUAUAUAUUCCUGAGCUUUUAAAAUAUAGCGGUGGUCAGAGGGCAGUGGCCCAAAGUUGCAGCCACCUAUCAAGUGACUGGCUGAUGGUUUAUGUGACUUCAGCUUGAGCCAAGUAGUGCUCAGUGGAUUAGUGUCCAUAUCAAACAGGCCACCAUAACGAAUGCCAUUUGGCAAUCUUUGUUGGUCAUCUCAGCAAUGGGGGCAAGAAUCAGGUGGGUAUGGAGCCUGAAUCAUCACUAUUAGAAAUCCCUCCUAGUUAAGGGUAGGAAUGCACUUGAAGGACAAAAUAGGAAAGCCUGCACUGUUGCUACCGGUGUGCAGAGAAUGUGGUUAAGGCACUGGACUGGAACUUAGGGGGGACCUGGAUUCAGUUCCUUGCUCUUUCAUUGACAUUUUGUGUACGAGAGACCUUGGGCAAGUCGCUUAAUCUCUGUGUGCCUCAUUCCCCAGCUGUAAAAUGGGGAUAUUAAUGCUUCCCUUCUGCAUGCCGCUGAUAGGGGUGUGAAGAUAAGUCCACAAAAUCCUUUGUGGGCUCAGCCACUACAGUGAGGAGGGGACAAAACAAACAAGACAUCUAGCCCCUGGCCAACUUUUCUCUUUUUAACACAAGGCAAACAGCAGCAGGUCGUCUUCGCAUACAUGUUUUGGUGGUGGAAGUUUAUCAGGCUGCCUUACCUUUGAAGGAAAGAAGGUGUGGGGGGGGGGGAAGAGUUAUAAAAUAUUUAUAUUUAGAACAGCAAUCAACAGUUCCUCGAGGAUCAAAACUCACAGGAGCAGAGAGAAACAUGACAGCAAAACUUGCAAGCUACAGGUGCCCAUCAGCAAAGCUAUACCCAGCAAUGGGAGCAUAAGCCUGGCUCCCCCAUCCAAACCUGUGAGGGGGAGGUGCUCUCUUUCUCGUGAUAGGUUGCAUGUUCGGUUCUCCUGCUAACUAAAGACUUAAUUUGCUGUUCUCAUUGCUGGCUUGUGAUAUUAGAAACAAUGUGAACCAUGUAAAAUGCUCAGUGAUUGAAAUAAAAUAUUUGAAACAAAUUAAGAUGGAGAUGGCCCUCUGCAUGUAUCUUUCCUGAC